UUUCUAUCACGCAUGCGCUCUGCCUAUCAGCUGACUAUGACUACAUGAAAAACUACCAACGAAUGUGGUUCUUCGAUGUUCAUUGUUGGAAGAACGUCGAAGCGAGAGUAUUCACGUUGCUUUCCUUUAAACGAAUACAUCAUUUGAGUAGAGAACAUGCUGUUCUUUGGAAUAUUAUCCAUUCUUCUAGCAGUUGUCUUUGCUAAAGAUACCUGCUAUACUGAUGUAGGUGCAGCUUGUAACUCUCUACCAAAACCAGAUAGAGAAUUGAUGUCAAAUUGUAAUGCAAAGUAUGGAUAUACUAAAAAACAUUUAACUGAUCUUCAAUCAUAUGCAAAUGCUAAUAUUGGAAUCAGCUUUGAGUUUUUAUUAAUGUCUAGUUAUUUUGGAAAUUAUGAAGAUCAACGUGAAGGAUUUAAAAAAUUAUAUCGUAAAUUUUCUGAUGAAAUGUGGGAAGAUGCAAUUAAUACAAUCAAAUAUAUCACCAAACGAGGUGAUAUAAUGAAUUUCAAUGAAUCACCACGCUUUGUGAAACCUACAAAUGUAUUAGAGCUGAAUGAACUUAACAGUUUAGCCAAAGCACUUGAUAGACAAAAGCAGCUUGCAAAUGAAGCUCUGCGUAUACAUUCUACAUUUACACAAAUUAAUAAGGAAGAUGAUGCUGCUCUUGCUCAUUACAUCGAAGAAAAAUUCUUAGAACCACAAGCUGAUCGUGUUCGAGAUUUAGCAGGCUAUACAAAUGAUUUGAAGAACUUGUUAAGAACUGGCGAUGAUCCAUCUGUAGCUAUAUUUUUGUUUGAUGAAUACCUUAAGAAAAGUUUGUAAUUUGUUUACAACUGAAAUUGAAAGAGUAUAAAUCAGAAUUUUGUAUCUACCAUUAUUUUAAAAAUUCCCUAUAUGAAGAAGUUUUGUUCAUAACAAAACAUCAUUUUUUCAGUUAUGCAGAAUUCUAUAUUUAGAAUUAAUGAAUAUAUAUAUUAUUUUUUAAUACAUUUCAUCUAAUAAAGUGUAUACUUCAUGAA
Molecule: messenger RNA, 1022 nt
Organism: Frieseomelitta varia
Lineage: Eukaryota; Metazoa; Arthropoda; Insecta; Hymenoptera; Apidae
Gene: Fer2LCH
Exons: 4
Coding region: 157-825 (222 amino acids)
Biological process (GO): intracellular iron ion homeostasis; iron ion transport
Cellular component (GO): cytoplasm
Molecular function (GO): ferric iron binding; ferrous iron binding
Source: RefSeq, a predicted model, not a curated record